UAUGGCUUUAAGGUGUCAUAAAAUUGAUAAGAUUGCUAUAUUUACAACCCGCGAUGUACACGAUACAACAAAUUGUCGUUAGCAUUGAACAUCAUUGGAUAUGAAUGUUAUCGUUUGAAAGAAACAGAUGACGUAUAUAUAUUUUUUUCUUUUUUGUAUUCCAUUCCGCGCGGGAAUUUAUGACGUCACAAUUCGCCCAUGAAGGUAUAUAAAGGCGUAAAAAUCACUUGCUCAUUUUGUGCUUCUAAGUCUUGGGAGUAACAUAUCUGGUAGCGACUGUUAGCGACUGACAAACGGUGUUAUAAUGGGACUGCUUUCAAGACUAAAAGAAGCGACUGGUUUGGAGUGUGUACGAGAACCCUGUGUACACCCCAAAGACUCCCCCAUCAUGACGGAGAACCAUCAACCGGCGCCGGUUGGUGCUCUUGAGAGCGAUGGAGGGAGAUCGAUGAAGAGCUUCUGGAAGUGGGCCGCUCUUCACUUUCCUUCACGCAGAAAGGGAACAUAUGACCUGGCCAAAGCCGAGGAGAAAUACGGGACAGAGGCGGAAACACAGUGGAGAGAUAGCGAUGAUCCAGCUCCUGAAGACCUCAUUGCUGCUGAGGAACAGCAGAAACACAGCGUCCUGGACAAGAACCAGAGUGAACUCUGUGUACAUCCCAAAGACGGCCCCAUCACAUCAGAGAGCCGUCAUCCUCAUCCGUCUGAGAUUGAUGGAGGAAGAGAGCAGGAAGGGAGAGAGGAGAAGAAGAAGAAGAAGAAGAAGAGCUUCUGGAAGUGGCCUGCUCUUCACUUUCCUUGCAGUGGAGCUGGAACAUAUGAUCUGGCCGAAGUGGAAGAGAAAUACUGGAUAGAGGCGGGAACGCACUGGAGAGAUAGCGAUGAUCCAGCUCCCGAAGACCUCCUUGCUGCUGAGGAACAGCAGAAACACAGCGUCCUGGACAAGAACCAGAGUGAACUCUGUGUACAUCCCAAAGACGGCCCCAUCACAUCAGAGAGCCGUCAUCCUCAUCCGUCUGAGAUUGAUGGAGGAAGAGAGCAGGAAGGGAUAGAGGAGAAGAAGAAGAAGAAGAAGAAGAGCUUCUGGAAGUGGCCUGCUCUUCACUUUCCUUGCAGUGGAGCUGGAACAUAUGAUCUGGCCGAAGUGGAAGAGAAAUACUGGAUAGAGGCGGGAACGCACUGGAGAGAUAGCGAUGACCAGAGUGUACACGAACACUGCGUACAACCCAAACACUCCCCCACCAGGUCUGAAGAGAUGCCUGUUAGUGCUGUUGAGAACGAUGGAGGGAGAACGGAGGCAGGGAGAGAGGAAGUCCUCCUCACUACUGAGGAACAGCUCGUGCAGGACAUCCUGGACAAGGGUAAGAAGAAGAAAUCUUUGUUUGUGUGA
Carassius carassius (crucian carp) is the source of this 1390-nucleotide messenger RNA. RefSeq lists its product as uncharacterized. The record is from RefSeq and is a predicted model, not a curated record. The coding region runs from base 305 to 1390 and encodes 361 amino acids. The transcript is spliced from 7 exons. NCBI's taxonomy places the organism in Eukaryota, Metazoa, Chordata, Actinopteri, Cypriniformes, Cyprinidae.